AUGUCGAUGGCCGCGACCCCGGGGGGGGGAGCGGCGGUGGGAGCAAAAGCGGCAGCCGUCGGAGGGCCUGCGCCGCCGCCGGUGGCCAAGGCGGCAGUUCCCUUUCCGGAGGUGUUCGCGAGGGACGCCAUCAUUGCCUGGUUCCGAGGAGAGUUUGCGGCGGCGAACGCCAUAAUCGACGCCCUUUGCAGCCACCUAACUCAGAUCGACGAGCGAGGAUCGGCAGCCGGGGACUACGACGCCAUUUUCGCAGCCAUACACCGGCGAAGGAUGAACUGGAUUCCCGUCCUGCACAUGCAGAAGUACUUCUCCAUUGCUGACGUUUCCAUCGAGCUCCGUCGCUCUGCCGCUGCCAGGAGAGCGGCAGAGACGGAAGAGGCCAGGGACGGGGAACAGCGGGCACAGGAGAGGAAGGAGUCGGAGGCCAAGAACAAGAAUGGCGCGGGAGUCAUCCUCAAAGAAGAACAGGAUGUGGCCAAUAAUCCCAGUGAGGAAGGAGAGGCCGGGAGGGCGGAGGGCCUAGAUCGAAUCAAUGGCGAUCUCCGAGUGUCCGCGGUGGUAGUGAACGGGGAGAAGGAAGACGAGGAGACGGAAGAUUCUUCCGGAGAUUCCCCGGUCGCCGAUGACGGAGGUAAAGCCCCACAUCUUCUCUGUCUACUCCUCUCCCCCUGAUUGGUUUCCUUUCUUUUACAGACCACACGGUAACGAUUUUUCUCAUUUUUCUUCAUUCAGAAUCAUCCUUUUGUGAUCUGGUUUCCGUUCCGUCGGCACUCAAAUCUUGCUUUUCCUCCGAUUUUUUGUUCCCUUCACCCCAGCUAAGUCGGUUGGUGGUUCGUUGGUAGUUCCUUCAUCUCUCUCUCUCUCUCCCUGUCCCUCUCUUCUGCAAGUGGGUAGCCGGGGGGUGAAUCCGGUGCGCUCCUACCUCGCCGGGCGGCCAUCUGUUGGCUCUCUUCUCGUGCCACCAGCUCUUCCAAGCUCUGCUCCGUCACCUUGCCUGGCUUUUGUCCUCUUCCUCUCCCGUACUUCCUGGCCCAACAGACUAUUAGAAAGAACCCUAACCCCUCUUGCUAAUCAAUGGCGCCUUCCCUUCCGCUUACUCUCCCCACGCCGCUGCGACCGAGGGGUUGGUGGGUCGUCCGCCGCCGUCCUCAGAUAAUCAGAAGUUUCCUCCCCAUGGCUGCUCGUCGUCUGAUGACAGAUCCUUGAUCGGACGGUCCCAACCACUCCCUGUCCCCCUCCCUCUCUUCCUGACCGUCCGUCCGUCCGUCCGUCCUCUCAACCCUGUACAACUUUUCCUCGGCCGCCGGGGGUCGCCUGCCGAUCGCCUUCCAGAACUCUCCUUUGAUCCUCCGGCCGCCAACCCAUCCACGCGUCGGGUCCCCUAAAUUCAGCUCCCGAUUUCUUCCGGGAGAAUAUUCCAUUUUAUUCUCCCCUCUCCAUCUUCCACCCGUCGAAAUGACUGCUAUCGAGCCAGCGGCGGGAUUUUUUGACGAUUUUCCACUUCCGUCUUCUUUCUGCCACAUCGCUCUCUGCCCCCUUCCCGUCCUCUGAGGUCAUUGUCGCGAACUCGCGGGGUAAUUGCGAGUUUUCGUACAGGCGGCGCGGAAUCGUCGUCUUUGACUCUCGCGGGGGCACCAAGCUCCCUCCUCCCACGGCCCCCACCCCCUGUGGCUUCCUCCUCCUCCCCCCCUUAAUUACAGUUUCUCGCCUCGGCGUCCGAGCUAGAUGACCUUCCCGGCCCUCCGUGUAUGAAUUCCCUGCCGUGUGAUUCGAAUCUGAAAGGUCAGAUACGACAGGGGGGGACUCUUUUUUGUUUCUCCUGGGAUUUUUGUCGCCUCGCCAUCUUUUUCUGGCACGUGUGGGCAUCUAGACGGUCAACUCCACGCGACCAUUACGUGUUAUGCAUGGAUUGGUCAACGCAUUUCCGGGUGGAAGAAAAGAGGGCAGACCAGGGGAACACUAGGUUCUAAUUAUGGACUUGCUCUGUGUUCUUGGCAGCUUCAAGGGCUAAACGGAAUACUUAAGCCAGAUUAAUAUCAUUUCCUUUUUCAGCGUAGCCACAGAAUUAUCAAUUUUUUUCAUAAAUCCAUGUUGCCCGCAUUGAUCUUACACGUUUCAUUGCGUGAUGAGAUGCCCAAUUGCUUGUUUCUUCUUCUUCUUCUUCUUCUUCUUCUUCUUCUUCUCGUGUUAUUGUUGAAGCAAAACAGGGUGAUGAUCUUUCUAAUUUCCCUACUCUGUUUUACGUAGGAUCUCCUCAGGCGCCAACAGGUUCAAUGGAAGAUGCAGAAAUCUGGUCUGAACACGACGACCCUGCCGCUCGCCCAGAUCGGAUUAAGACGUUUAAAGGUUUUGUGGCGAAGGAACCAGUGAAAGGACAUAUGGUGAGUGAGCUUUCUAAACACGGCAAGAACUCCCCUCCCCCGCACAGAUUUCUCAGACCCGCGCCAUCUUUGUUGAGGCUGUGUUUGCCAUUAUCUCUCUAAAUCUAUUAAAUACUGUAUUUUUGUGUCUCUGAGGUUAAUGUCGUCAAAGGUCUGAAGCUGUAUGAGGACAUCUUCACAGGUUCAGAGCUCUCGAAGCUCACCGAGUUUAUCAAUGAGCUUCGUCUGUCAGGUCGACGAGGAGAAUUAUCAGGUCAGUCAGUCAGUAGUCUACUCGCGCUUGCUUUCACUUCAUCCAGUAAAGUAGCUACGAUAGCCCAGUUGCAGUCAGAUCCUGAAAAGCCACCUGAAGAGGAAAUAGAAGUCGAUGAGUUUUGGAUAUAAUCGAUUCUCUGCUGUUUAGCUCAUGAAAUAUAAUGGAAUUGAAGCUAAGAUGCUAAUAUUUUCCCUUUUUGGGUCGAAAUUGCUGUUCGUAUGAGCCCCCCAAGAACUGCUCGUGUGAUUAAUGCUUCUUAAAUAUCUCCCAUAUUUAUCCAAUUCUUGAGCUUCUUAGCCGCUUGAUAAUGAUUUCAACGAGCACAGAGCCUGUUGGGUAAUCGUCACUCAUCAAAACCUAGUCUCUGAUGCUCCUCGCAUUUCGAUUUGUGAUCUUUUUUUUUUCUUUUUUUGUUCAGUAAUUUAUUUGACUAUGGAUAAUUCAGGGCACACGUUUAUUUACUUCAACAAGCAGUUGAAGGGAAAUAAGCGGGAGAUAAUCCAGCUUGGCGCUCCGAUAUUUCAACCCACCAAGGAAGACGCAUCAAGUAAGCAGCUCCAUCCUGUGUAGUUCCUCUUCCAAAAGUCAACCGAUUUCUACCUCCCGUUUGAGGCGUUGACAAGAGAUUUCUCGGUCAACGACAUUGAUGGGCUCGAUAGAAGUUCUCUGGAUGGGUGAUUUUUCAAUAAAUAUUCUCUCCGCCGUUUCCAGGCCACAUCGAGCCGAUUCCGAAGGCCUUACAGUCGGUCGUCGACCACCUCAUCCAGUGGCGGCUGAUCCCGGAGACGAGGAGGCCGAACAGCUGCAUCAUUAACUUCUUCGACGAGGUUCCUCCCUCUUUCUGUGGAUUCCUCUUCCGGAGCGAGAAUCUGCCGGAUCUCCGUUAAUUGUCAUUGUUGAUGGUGGUGGGUGUGAUGGUGGUGCAGGAUGAGCACUCGCAGCCCUACUUCAAGCCUCCCCACCUGGACAACCCCGUCUCCACUCUCCUCCUCUCCGAGACGACCAUGGCCUUCGGGAGGUUCCUGGUCAGCGACCACCAGGGGAACUACAGGGGCUCCCUCUCCCUCACGCUCAAGGACGGGUAUGCCAAAGUUAAACAUACAUCCAGGAGGACGCCAUCUCUCUCUCUCUCCCUCUCUCUUGUUCUUACUGUGAAUGAGCAAGGAUUUAUUCAUGGCGGCAGGUCGCUACUGGUGAUGCGGGGGAACAGCGCAGACUUGGCGAGGCACGUGAUCUGUCCCUCGUCGCACACGAGGAUCAGCGUCACCUUCGUCAGGGUUCGGCCCUCUGACACGACGGCGGCGCCGGCGGCAACGGUCAGCCCCUCUCCCUCUCCCUCUUCCUCUCCGAUGGGGAAAGCGAUGACCCUGUGGCAGCCGGAGCAGAAGAAGGAGACGGCGGCGGCGGGCGGAGGGGGCCUGAUGAUCGGGGGGGUUGCCCGGUGGGGGGGAGUGCCGGCGCUGCAGGCGCCGGUGGUGCUCUUUGCGCCGCCGAGGCCGGUGGUGCUAGGCCCACCGGCGAGGAGGUUCGCCCGGGGAGGCACCGGCGUGUUCUUGCCUUGGACGGUGGGGCCUAAGAAGUACCACAAGCAUGUCCCCCCUCGCAUUCAGCGGCGCCGCCUCGCCUCCCUCCCCCCGCCGCCCCUGGAGGCCGCCGUCUGA
Spirodela intermedia is the source of this 4298-nucleotide messenger RNA. Lineage: Eukaryota; Viridiplantae; Streptophyta; Magnoliopsida; Alismatales; Araceae. The record is from the annotation of a GenBank genome assembly.